CUGCAGUUUCCCAAAGAGAGCCACUGAUAUGAGGGUGUUUGGGUCGAGUUGGAAAGGGUGGAGUUAUGAGCCAUUUCUUAUUUGACCCCGAAAUUUGUAGGUUAAACUAUUUAAAACAAAAAAAAAACCUUCAAUUUUAUAUCUGUUACUGUAGGCCUACAAAUUUUAUACAUUUACAACUCCACCCUUUAUCUCAAACAUCCUUACUAAUUAGAAAACAAUAACGGUUAUAAUGGUCUAGGCAUUCUAAAGAUUGAUGAGCUUCUAUACUGAUAAAAUUAGACUAUGUGAUUUUAGUAAGUUUAAAAUUACUUUCUGAUUUUUAAUCUAUCUAUAAUCCUAAAUAUUAGGAAUUUCUAAACAAGUCAAAAUAAGUUGGAAAAACAACAUGAAGAUAUUAGAUAAGUUGGUCCCAAAGGAAAUGAGAAGAAUUUGACGAAAAAGUUGGUGGGUGAUUCGUGAUUAGCCUUUUAACUUUUAUAUUCUGUCUUUUGAUUUUGUUUUAUUCAUGAAUAGAGUAAAACAACUUCCUACUUUUGUAAUUACGAAAACGAAAUCCCAAAAAGGAAGUGUGAAUAGAAUAGUACAGUUCUGAAAACGUGGGAGAAUAUAUAUGCAACACGUGUCCUACAUAUUUGUCAUGCAGUUGUAUACGUGUUCAAAUUCCACCUCUCCAAGAAUCUCCUUUGCCCAACACAGGCCAUUUCUGAUUUCAAAUCAACUCACGGAAGCUAAAAAUUUUGAACGAAUAACACACUAUAGUACUGCAGCUGAAAAUUGUAGAGACAGAGAGGCAGAGAGGGAGAUGGGAAGCAAUGAAGAUUGGAGGAAAAAUGCAGAUACGCACAAAAUGAAGCCCGAGGAUGUAAAGGCAGCAGGAGUGGAAGCCUCCAAGACGCCUCCAGGGCACCACCCUGGCACAGUCCUACACCAGCGGCGGAGCCUCCCUUACAGCCUCACCACCAUAACCGUUGCCGGUGUCUUUGUCGUUGGAGCCAUCGGAUAUCUUACCUUGUACACCUUGAAAAAGCCUGAAGCUUCGGCAAAAGACGUAGCCAAGGUCGCUACGAAUGUUGCUGUACCUGAAGACACCAAGCCCAGGAAGUAGCCUCCAUUGUUGCUGGUACUGGAUGUGUUUCUUUCUUUAAUGACGUUUGUUCUCUCUCUUUUUUUUUUCCCCUUUUGGCAAAUUGCAAAAAUAGGGUGGUGGUUGAGCCGGGUAAACAUUGGGCCAACAGGUGUUAAAAAUAAAAAAUUUCCUUUCUUCAAUGAAGCCUUCUAUGUUUUUGUGGCAAAUUGCAUAAACACCUCUCAAACUUUCAAAUAAUUGACACUCAAACUUCCACCUGUUUUCAUCAUUUAUAAACUUAAUACAAAAAUGUGCAAUCCAAAACAUGUAGGAGAUGAUUUCCAUAUUAAAAACGGGAGGAAAAAAACGAGGUUCUAUAUUGAUAAAAUUUAUUCAUUCUAUAGAAGAAUCUGAAAAAGAAAAAAAGAAAAAGGAAAAAAAGAAAAAAAGAAAAAAUGAUCUACACGCGUUUUCUUUCAAAAGAUUGAAAAUCCUUUGUCAAUAUGAAGGUAGAUAACAGAAGCCCUGAGAACAAAUGAUCUUAGCUAUGGCAACAGAAUUGUCAUCAUUCAAAAUUGAGUACAACAGGCUACAUCUGAAAGCAUCAUAUAGUAAUCUUCAAUUUCAAAAUCUUACAAGAAUAUAAUUUUGGCAUCCUGCAAAAGUAAAUGGAGCAAUAUAAUGGUCGUCAUCUGCUUCGACUUCAUUAAUCAAUUUUCACUGAUGAGUAGAUGAGCCUUGUGAACCAAAAGCAAGCAUAGAAGCCAAUGGUACCGGUGAGCACAAAGAAUGCGUAUGAAACAAUCAACAUAUAUCCAAAGUA
This is a messenger RNA of Benincasa hispida (wax gourd), 1892 nucleotides long. RefSeq lists its product as uncharacterized. The record is from RefSeq and is a predicted model, not a curated record. NCBI's taxonomy places the organism in Eukaryota, Viridiplantae, Streptophyta, Magnoliopsida, Cucurbitales, Cucurbitaceae.